Molecule: messenger RNA, 777 nt
Organism: Salvelinus namaycush (lake trout)
Lineage: Eukaryota; Metazoa; Chordata; Actinopteri; Salmoniformes; Salmonidae
Product: vascular endothelial growth factor receptor 3-like
Exons: 4
Coding region: 20-547 (175 amino acids)
Biological process (GO): multicellular organism development; positive regulation of kinase activity; cell surface receptor protein tyrosine kinase signaling pathway
Cellular component (GO): signaling receptor complex
Molecular function (GO): transmembrane receptor protein tyrosine kinase activity; ATP binding
Source: RefSeq, a predicted model, not a curated record
GGACACUGUGGCGGUGAAGAUGUUGAAAGAGGGAGCGUGUGCCAGCGACCACAAGGCUCUGAUGUCAGAGCUGAAGAUUCUGAUCCACAUUGGGAACCAUCUUAACGUGGUCAACCUCCUGGGGGCAUGCACCAAACCCAACGCCCCCCUCAUGGUGGUGGUGGAGUACUGCAAGUAUGGGAACCUGUCCAACUACCUGAGAGCCAAGAGAGAGUUCUUCCUACCUUACAGGGACCGCUCCCCUAAGACUCAGAGCCAGGUGAGACGCAUGAUAGAGGCGGGACAAGUGGAGCAGAGAGCCCGCCUCCCACCUUCCACAUCCUCCUCCUCUAUUGGCAACCCCCGGAGUCAGUCAUCCACCAAGUCCAAUCAGAAGAGCCCCUCUCCUGCUGUGGAGAAGAUGGAGGACCUAUGGAAGACUCCUCUCACUAUAGAAGAUCUGAUCUGCUAUAGUUUCCAGGUGGCCAGAGGAAUGGAGUUCCUGGCCUCGCGAAUGGUAUCUCCCCAGCAACCCAUCAUCCAAUCAAACAAACAAAAAUCACCCUAAAAACCCAUCGCCCCAAAAUAUUUAAUCCUAAAAAAACAUCGCCCCAGAAGAUGUCUCCCUAUAAACCCAUCGCCCCAGAAACCACACACAGAUUAUAGAGAACAAGCUCUAUAAUAUAUAAUAAUACAUACUGUACCGGGCCAGUUUCCCAGAACCACACAUGGUGUGGUAUAAUGCUCUGGACUAAAGUAGUGCACUACCCCAUAUUGAUCUCACUAGAAACCACAGAG